Molecule: messenger RNA, 975 nt
Organism: Rotaria sp. Silwood2
Lineage: Eukaryota; Metazoa; Rotifera; Eurotatoria; Philodinida; Philodinidae
Source: the annotation of a GenBank genome assembly
AUGGCUGGUACUUAUGAUACUGAACAACAGAGAAUAAUUGACAGAAUCAAAUGCAUUGCCUUUCGUGAAGCUCGCGAUGCUGGUGCAACAUUCAUAAAUAGAGAAUGGGUGGCGAAGAAAGUCCAUCGCUCGAUUCGGUUUGUUAGUGACUGGUGGGAAAAAUCAUAUGACCAAUGCUUUGUUGAUUAUUCAAAUGCCGGACCUAAACUUAAAUUAUCACAAGCAAGUCAAGACAUCAUUCUUCAGGCGAGUGGCCGACAAAGAAAAAGUUGUUCGGUUGUGGCGAAGGAAAUUGCAGAAAAGCAAAAGGAGUACGUCGUUCCAAGAACAAUCAAUAAUUAUCGUCAUAGAGAAGGAUUAAAACCAUUCCAUGUUAUUCCAAAACCGCUGAAAUCUGAAACUCAUAUAUCGGAUCGAUUAUGGCUGUGCGAUUGGUUAAAAGAUUGGUCCGAAGAGGACUUUCUUCAUCUCGCGCCAUCUGAUGAAUUUUAUGUGUGGAUUGUUCGUAGACCAAAUUACCAGAACGAUCGAAUAUGGGCAAAAAGUAUCGAUGAUAUCGAAGAAGAUGAGCGUUAUCGUGAAAUGGUGAAAAAUCAACCAUGUAUUGGGAUUUUUAUUAUGUUUACUGCUAAGAAGUUACUCUGGGUGAUCAAAGACAAAGGUGAAUCUUGGACCGGCGAAUAUUUUCGUGAUACAAUUUUCACUCAAAAUGUAUUUCCUUUCUUAAAGAACGAAGAAAAUGUUAUUGAUCCAGAUGAAGUUGUAUUUGUCCAUGAUAAAGCACCAUGUAUGCGAGCGUAUAAGACGCAACAUUUGCUGCAAGACAACGAUGUUAGAUUUUGGGGUAAUGAUAUCUGGCCAGGAAAUUCACCCGAUCUCAAUGUGGCAGAACAUAUUGGAACAAUAAUCAAAGAUGAAGUUGAGAAAAAAUGUUAUCAGAAACUGAACAUAAUCGUUAUCUCGAAAACACGCUAA